This is a messenger RNA of Adelges cooleyi (spruce gall adelgid), 1637 nucleotides long. RefSeq names its product zinc finger protein 664-like. The record is from RefSeq and is a predicted model, not a curated record. Lineage: Eukaryota; Metazoa; Arthropoda; Insecta; Hemiptera; Adelgidae. Bases 134 to 1555 code for a protein of 473 amino acids. Gene Ontology annotation, cellular component: nucleus. The transcript has 4 exons.
AGUAUUGCGUCGUGUUUCGUUAUUUCGUUACAAUUGUGUUUUGUCUUGCAUGUCAAUAAUUUAUUAGAAGUUUUUAUUAGCAGCUCUGGAAGGCGGUUUACGGUUCUACAUUGUAGUUUUGAAACGGUAAAAUAUGUUGAAUAUUAAACCUGAAAAUGACGAUGCAGAAGAAUACUCCGUUCAACCAAAACCGUUUGAUGUGCUGUUCAAAAACAAUGAAAUAACUAUAGUAGAGGAUUAUUUGGUUAAGAAUGAAGUAGAUGAUACUUAUGAAGUUUUGAAGCGGUUUAAUAUAUUGAAAAUUAAACCUGAAAAUGAUGAAACAAAAGAAGAGUUGUUGGAAAAAUCGUUUGAAGUCCAUGAAAACAAACCGUUUGAUAUGCAGUUCAUAAACAAUGAAAUUUCUACAACAAAUAAGUGUUUAGUAAAUAAUGAAGUCGAUAAUAAUUAUGAUAUUCAUUUUUCGUGUAAAGCGACAGAUAUCUCAAAUAAUACAAAGACAAUGAAUUGUAGUUUUAACGAAACUAUAGAUAAUCAUUUAAAGAAAAAUAUAUACAAAAUACGUCGGUUCGACUGCAAUAUGUGUCAAAGGAGGUUUACAACCAAAAGUAAUAUAAUCCGGCAUAUUACGAAAUCGCAUUCCAUUGAAAAGAAAACACCUCAAAAAGUCAAUCAUCCUAAUAGCAAAAUCAAAGAAAAUACUCGAAACAAAGAUGGCCUAUUUAAUUGUGGUAAUUGUUUGAAAACGUUUUCAUUAAAAUCAAGCCUGAGAAGACAUUCGUGCAUUCACACGGAAAAGCCCUUUAAAUGCAAUGUCUGUGAAAAAGCAUUCAUUCAUCAAUCUAAUCUCAAGAGACAUACACGUAUACAUACCGGCGAGAUCCCUUUUAAAUGCGAUGUCUGUCAAAAGGCUUUUUGCGACCAAUCUUACAUCAAAAUUCAUAAAAGGAUACAUACCGGCGAGAAGCCCUUUAAAUGCAACAUUUGUGAAAAAAAAUUUGGUCAGAUAUCUCACCUCAAAACUCAUGAACGCAUACACACCGCCGAGAAACCUUUUAAGUGCGAUGUCUGUGAAAAAACAUUCAGUCAUCAAUCUGCUCUCAAGAGGCAUGCACGUAUUCAUACCGGCGAGAAACCGUUUAAAUGCGAUGUCUGUGAAAAAACAUUCAGUCAUCAAUCUGCUCUCAAGAGACAUGCACGUAUUCAUACCGGCGAGAAACCGUUUAAAUGCGUUGUCUGUGAAAAAAUAUUCAGUCAACAAACUCAUCUCAAGAACCAUGCACGUAUUCAUACCGAAGAGAAACCCUUUAAAUGCGAUGUCUGUGAAAAAUGUUUUAAUAUACAAUCUAACCUCAAAGUUCAUGAAAGAACACAUACCGGCGAGAAACCAUUUAAAUGCGAUGUCUGUGAAAAAAUAUUCAGUUUAAAGUCCUCUCUCAUAACUCAUGAACGCAUACAUAUUGGUGGGGUACGACACAAAUGCUCAGUCUGUGAUAAAUCAUAUGGUCGCCAAGAUUCCCUCAAAAGUCAUCAAGCAAAAGCACACGGCUCAUAGAUUCAUAAACCUUACGUGACUAUUUGGCAGUUUUUCAAAAUCGAUUUGUUAUUAUUUUGCAAUUUUUUUUACUUACGAUUUA